Molecule: messenger RNA, 1768 nt
Organism: Tarenaya hassleriana
Lineage: Eukaryota; Viridiplantae; Streptophyta; Magnoliopsida; Brassicales; Cleomaceae
Product: armadillo repeat-containing protein 6
Exons: 8
Coding region: 111-1502 (463 amino acids)
Molecular function (GO): protein binding
Source: RefSeq, a predicted model, not a curated record
ACUGUAUCUCCUGAUUUUCUCCUCCCCCACUCGCAGCAUACGCAAAACUCAAAACCACCUUCGUCCGAUUCAAGCCACGAGAGCGUUCUCCGACGAUCGGAGCGAGGAUAAUGGGUGUUCGCAUGAUUUCUCAGGAGGCCUUCGACGACCUCGUGAGAGAAAACAUGGAGGAUCUUGGCAUGGAACCCUCCGAGGCUCUUGAAGACGCUAUCCAAACCUUCAAACUACAAGGCGUCGAUCUCUCUGGGAUCAUUACUUGUGUUCCCGGAGAAAGUACCGUGGGGGACAACCCGGUGAUGUCGUGUCUGGACAGGUUGAAGCAACUUGUUUCUGUUUCUGGAGAUCGGCUUCGAGAUGAGGAUUUGGAUGAGAUAUCGGGUUUGCUGGAAAAGCUCACUGAGCUAUGUAGCGGUCCAGAGUCAGGAAAUGUGGCGAUUGCGACGAAAAAUGGUGCUGUGGAGUUGGUUUGCUCGGUUUCUUCGAAAAUCCGGACAGGCGCGGGAAGUGUGCCUGUUCUUGUUCCUUGUUUGAAAGCAAUGGCUGUCUUGAUACGUGAUAUUCAGAGCACAGAGGCAUUCCGAAAUUCCAGUGGACCGAGAAUUGUGAUCGAUCUGUUGAGUGAUUCCAACACAGACUCCGAUGCAUUAGAUGCUGGGUUUGCAGUUGUUGCUGCUGCAGCUACCGGUAACGAAGUUGUCAAGGAGUCAUUCAUGGAAUUGAAAAUUGAUGAACUGAUUUUGCAAGUGCUGAACAAGCAGAGUAAAAGCACCAUCAGAGGAAUGUACGAUGCUAUACGGGUUCUUUUAACACCAGAUGACAACCGUGUUGUUGCUUCCCAAGUUUAUGGCUAUGCGAGGACAUUUGCGAAACUAGGGAUUGCGAGGGCACUCACCGAGGCAUUGCAGGCAGGGGUUGGUUCUGACAGUUUGGUCUCGGCUAGUAUUGCGUUGAAGGCAAUUGCUGUAAAUGAUGAGAUAUGUAAAUCUAUUGCAGAAAGUGGUGGCGUAGACACACUUCUCAAAUGCAUCGAUGAUAGUCAUGAGCAAGGCAACAAAACAGCUGCCAGGACAUGCUGUUCCCUGCUAUCUAAGUUGGCAGGCAGUGAUGCGAACAAGAACGCUAUAGUUGAGAAGCAAGGACUGGAUAGACUGAUAAAACUCGCACAGCAGUUCUCUGAUGACCCUUUAGUCAUACAAGAGGUUAUGGCGAUAGUAGCUGUGCUCUGUCUUCGGUCACCAGGUAAUGCAGCACGUGCUGUAGAAGCAGGAGCAGGUGAUUUAGCCAUCCAGGCAAUGAAAAAGUUUCCGAGUGCUGCCCAAAUGCAGCGAAGCUCCUGCAACAUGAUCCGCAACCUUGCCGUGCGAAAUGCUGAGAACCGAACUCUUCUGCUAGGAAACGGGGUCGAGAAGCUUAUAAGAACGGCCAAAGCCAAUCAUGAAAUAUGCAGAGACUCGGCUACUGAUGCGUUGAGAGAUCUUGGAGUCGACAACUACAAUGCCUAAAUUUUUGGCCUUCUCUUUGUUGCCAUGACAUCGGACGAAACUUCGACACGGACGGUCUGUCAAAUCUUUCUAUCGGAUUGAAACGUUUCUAAGAGCGGAAACGUAAACAGAAGGAUUCAACCAGCUCGCCUUAGGUAACCGACAUUUCGGUCUAUAACUUUGUGUGUAUCGUUUUUCAGUUCCAGCGGGAGAAACAUGUAAUCAGAAAACGAAACACGAAAAAUGGUUAUGGUUCUUGAAGGUUGAACUUUUCCUUCUAAGCUUCU